Molecule: messenger RNA, 2289 nt
Organism: Aureobasidium pullulans EXF-150
Lineage: Eukaryota; Fungi; Ascomycota; Dothideomycetes; Dothideales; Saccotheciaceae
Exons: 2
Coding region: 1-2289 (762 amino acids)
Source: RefSeq, a predicted model, not a curated record
AUGCGCCGCUACGAGAUUCGCAGUACAAUCCUUUACAACGUUCAAGUUCCCAAACUCGCCAUUGGAUCUGCAUCCUGUGUAGAACAGGCUUCUGCUAAGACCGUUGCAAGAAUGGCCCUGGCAGGGUCCCCGGCGUACACAAGUACCGUCCCGCCAUCAGGGUCAGUUUCUGGUACCAUAGUCGUUGGUGUGACUGCGCCAGGCCUUUUCACAACAACGGUGCCUGGAACCGCUAGCACUCCAUAUACUGUCACCGGUAGUCCUAGUACUGUUGGGGGAAGUACCCCGGUCUCGGUCUAUACACCUACCAGCGCGCCUGGAACAUUCACCACAACAAUCACUAGCUCUGUCAGAACACCUUAUACCAUCACUGGUACGCCCACCGAGUCAGGUGGACAGACGCCAGUGACUGUUGUUGAGACUCCUGGCGCGACAGCCCCACUUCCUUGUGAUGCUGGAGGAUACUUGAUACAGGAAAGGACCCUCUACCGGCUGAAUCUUACCACUGGUGUUCAAACUCUGAUUUCUAAUUCGGUAGGACCCUUAACAGGCACGAUAAAUUCGAUGGGAUAUAACGUUCUUGACAACUACCUGUACGCCAUACAAAACUCGACGACGAUUCUUCGCAUUGACUCUACCGGAGCUUCUACAGUUAUUGCUAAGAUUGCGGCGCCUGUCAACUCAAACGGAAACGUCUGGACUUCGGGAGACAUAGACACAAAUGGUCAAUUCUGGAUCAACAGCUUUGGUACCAAUUGGGCACAAAUCGAUCUACGUCCCGGCUCAGCGACAUAUGGUCAAGUCGUUGCAAGCGGUACUUCGGCUUUCAGAGGCGGCCCGGUUCUAGGACCAAUUGAUUGGUCGUACUUGCCUGGCCAAGGUAAUUACCUUUUUGGUAUCUCAAAGGGUAGCAACGCUACGCUCGUCAGAUGGAGCAUGGCAGACCAUACGUGGACUUACCUACAGACCUAUGGAGAUAUCGACGGAAAUGGUAAUCAAUUCGGUGCGCUCUAUGCAUCUUCCGGGAAUGUCUUGUACGGUACCUCCAACAACGGGGGAGCUGUUUACAGCUUUCCUAUUCCAUCAGGAACCCCCAGUCGCGUCACAAAUGCAGCCGUCUCCGGAAACAACGACGGCGCUAGGUGCAUCUACGCAGCGGAUCCCAUUAUUCCUGCAACAGGAUACGUAUCUUCCACCACGACAUUGACUCCUGGUCAACCCGGCUUUACUAGUACGAUAUCUCCUUCUGGAACCGUCUCGGGUACCGUGAUCGUCGGGACCCCAAGUGCUGAGACUGGAUAUGUCUCUUCAACCACAACAUUGGAGCCCGGUCAGCCCGCGUUUACUAGUACAAUUCCUCCGUCUGGCACCGUCUCUGGUACCGUGGUUAUCGGCACCCCCUUGUCAAGUACAGUUUAUACAACUGUAACAACUGUCGGGACAGCCAGUGAGACAUAUACGAUCACUGGUACACCGACAUCCUCAGGUGAUCCAGUACCCGUGACCAUCUACACGCCUCCUGUCGUCACUGCUUAUUCUACGACUACAACUCCCUAUGGGGGAUCUACCCUUUCAACAUCAACAGGUACGCCAACCGAAGCCGGAGGCACAGUGCCCGUGACAGUGUUCACGCCUCCUCCAUCUGGUGCCUGCUACUUCGCGCCCGGGACAUGCGAUACUGGAAAUCUUCGCCUUCGAUACUACUCCAAUCCACUCAACGGUGCAGACAGUUUCGGGGCUCCUGAAGGCACUUUAGGUCCCGAUUACUAUCUUGGCACGAUCCCAAGGGGCUCUGGAAGUAUUGAUACGCUCAGUCUGGCUGCUGUUUACCCACCUCAAGGACAAGAUGCUAUUCAGGUAAAUGGUCGAAACUAUUAUGAGAAUUACCAGCAAAACAUAGGUGGCAUAAGUGUUGAUCCUAACAACUUCACCCUGGUAUCCACUGGUUAUUUUGUCCCGCAAACUUCUGGCAGCUACCAAUUCUGCGACCGCUAUGCCGAUAACAGAGACGACUUCUAUGUCGGCAGUUCGUCAGCGUUCCCAUGCGGUGAUUCUUCGGAUGCGUCAACACCCAGGAAUGCGGCCUACACCAUAGAGUAUUGGUUUGGUACUGGCACCGGGAAAGUCACAUGUGUGAACAUCACGAUGGUGGCAGGCUUUAGCUAUCCUCUAAGGAAUGUGUUCGGUAAUAAUGGAGUGCCCUUUGAGAGCCAGUUCACAGCCUCGGGCCCGGGCUUGGGCACCAACGUGACGGAUCUGACUGGCUUUAUCGCACCCGAUUCCUGUUAA